GUCCCAACGGCGGCCCGGGGGGUGGAGGACACAGCCGGCAGCCGCCCCCGCUGCCCACGCGUGGCAGCAGCUCCCCCGCCUGCUCUUGAGCAAGCCCUGGGAAGGGCUGCGGGAGGGGCCGCGCUCCCCGGGGGCGGCGGCGGCGGAGGCAGGGAGCCCCCGGCUGCGCACCCGGCGCGGGCGGUGAUCGGUGCCCGCUCCGCUCCGGGUCCCCUCCGCUCCCGGCGCCGCUGCGGGCGCCCCGCGGCAGCGAUGGGCUCCGGGCGCCGCCGAUCGCUGCUGCCGCCGCCGCCGCCGCUGCCGCUGCUGCUGCUGCUGCUGCCCGCGGCGUGGGGUGACUGCGGGCCGUUGCCAGAUAUAAACCACGCGGAGCCCCCGCAGGACACCAAACACCUGGAGAGCUUCAGCGUCGGCUCCAAAGUUACGUACAGAUGCGCCGCGGGCUACAUUAAACGCCCCUUGCUGUCGGACACCAUACAGUGCCUUGCAAACUCCCAGUGGUCCAACCUCACGGAGUUCUGUGGUCGUACCUGUCUCAGCCCGCCACGUGUGGUUUUUGCUAGAAUAUCAGAAGAAGAUGAAACACAGAAUUUUUAUACCAUUGGUGUCACGGUGAGGUAUAUCUGUCGCCGAGGCUUUGAGAAUAUCACAGAGCAGCUCCCCACCAGCACUUGUCGUGACAAUUUAACAUGGUCAGAAGUUCCCGAGCUAUGUCAGAGGAAAUCUUGCGGUAUUCCAGCAAAUCCAGAACACGGCAAAGUUAUUACAAAUGAUUAUCUGUUCGGUGCAAAAGCCGAUGUGGUUUGUAACCGCGGGUACGCAUUAAAGGGAGCGUCGCGUCUCGUCUGGUGCUCCCUACGGGGAAGUGAAGUUGCCUGGAGUCAAAUUCCAGCUUGUCAGGCUAUUUCUUGUCCUCCGCCUCCAGCUAUUCCUGACGGGAAGCACACCGGUAAUGGUACGAAGGAGUUCGUGUACGACUCGGUUGUGACGUACACGUGUGACCCUGGGCUCCAGCUGGUGGGAAACGAAACUCUUCGUUGUACGACGGAGAACAGCCUUGUCGGCAUCUGGAGUGGGCCUCCUCCCGAAUGCAGGGUUAGCACUACAGCAGCGACAAACCAAACAGAACCCUUGGAAGAUAACGCAGCAGAGAAUCCCAAGUGGCUAGCAAGGAUCCUCAUCCCUAUUUGCAUUGGUCUCCUGGUCCUUGGGAUUCCAGCUGUGAUCAUCAGGAAAUGGAAAGACAAUAAAACGCACUCUUUUAAUGUGUCUUUACAAAAGCACAAGACAAAGGGAAGGGAUCUGCCGAUGCACCCAAAGAUAGCGGGUGACGAGAAGCAGCCGGUGCCGUGGCAUUCCUAUUUUUGCCACACGACGAGUUGCCACGUGUGUCCCGGCUGCGAAGAGGGGCUGCACGCCGCCCUGGCCCCCCGCGCCGAGCCCGCGCCCCGCGGCUGUGCCACCUGCGAGGAGUGGCUGCGCGCCCAGCCCCACGCGCCGCGCUCCUACUCCGUCUCCAGCAUCGGCAGCGGGGAGAGCCGGAGCCCUGCGGGCACGAGCUCUCCUCCCCAAAUGGCAGAUGUGCUGAGGGGUGAGGGUGCAGCAGAAGCUGUUCCGGAGCGGAGCGAUGCAGAGCAGCCCAUGGACCGUGAAAGCAACCGCCACGUCUGCCCCGUCUGCGAGGACUGGCUGCGCGCCCACCUCGGCCCGCGGGGACGGGGUCCAGCAGCGCCCGGGGAGCGGCCGGGGGGGCCCCGCCGGCGGGACGAGGGCCCCCAGCGUCCCGUCUGCACUCCCUGCGCCGACCGCCUGCACCUCUCCCUUGUCCACAGCGACACGGCGCGCUGCCCCGUCUGUCCCCUGGCCGGGGAGGGGACCCCGGCUCACCUCAUCCCCCGCCGCACCCCCGGCUGCCACCUCUGCCCCGUCUGCGCGGCACCCACCCACGCGCACCUCUGCCAGCCCCGGCGCCAGGCACACGACGGAUAAAUGCCGAUGGCUGCAGCGUCCGAAGCCACACGAGGGUGGCUGGGGAGAAGGGGGAGUUGCGACACUAACUCCUGACGCUGUCGGGAAGGAAGUUUCAAGUGCAAUAAGGCAACCUGGAGUCAAGCGUCUGACUUCACAACCAAGCAUUUCUUUGUAAAGAAGCAGGAAAAUCAAACGUACUUCAAAGUCAGCUCCAUGUUGGUUUAACGCCUACUUUUUUGUUUGCUUAUUUUAGUAGGAAAAAACUAUUUCUGCAGCUCUUAAAGUGAAGCUUUUAAAAUUAAGUAAAUGUUUCUUUCCACUAGGAAAGUCAUUUCACAGUAAACACCCUAUUUGUGCA
Messenger RNA from Chroicocephalus ridibundus (black-headed gull), 2329 nucleotides. RefSeq lists its product as uncharacterized. Lineage: Eukaryota; Metazoa; Chordata; Aves; Charadriiformes; Laridae. Gene Ontology annotation, biological process: negative regulation of complement activation, classical pathway; T cell mediated immunity. The record is from RefSeq and is a predicted model, not a curated record. The transcript has 15 exons. The coding region runs from base 253 to 1989 and encodes 578 amino acids. Gene Ontology annotation, cellular component: plasma membrane.